CUCAACUACUCCUGAAUCCAGGACGGGUGCUUUAUCCACUGCACCAUCUAGCUGUCCCCUGGUAUAUGCUCUUUAGGAUGUGAUGGGCACUCAAUGUCCUUGGGAAUAGCUUCCCCCUGGUAGUACAGGUUGGAGUCAAUGCUUCUGCUAUGCCAUCACUUUACCUUUCAUCCCUCCCUCCUCCCCAUUAGACUCUAGGGGCUCUGGUUUCCCAAGGUAGGGCAGAGACUGAAUUAUUCACAGAAACCCAGAGAUAACAAAUCAACCCUGCCUAGGUUGCCAAGCAGGGCAGGGUGGGGCAGGUGCUUUGUUUAGAGGCUAUAAAUAACUGGCACUUACUCAGAUUACUCCUACAGGUAUAAGAUUAUUUGUGCUAAGUCAUUCUGGGAACAUUCAGCCUCAAACCACAGACUCACCCCUUUUUCCUGUUCCUCCUCUUUUCCCCUCCUUACCCUCCCAACCCUCAAUAAGCCCUUUAAGUAAGGCUCCACACCCACCUUCACUCUGAAGAGUGAAGAGUGAAGAGUGAGAGAAGUCCCUCUGCCUUCUCACCAUGGCUCACAUCGCCAAAUCCUUCUACGACCUCAGUGCUACCAGUCUGGAUGGGGAGAAAAUAGAUUUCAACACUUUCCGGGGUCGGGCAGUGCUUAUUGAGAAUGUGGCCUCCCUCUGAGGAACGACCACCAGGGACUACACCCAGCUCAACGAGUUGCAGUUCCGCUUCCCAAGGCGUCUUGUAAUACUUGGCUUCCCCUGCAACCAGUUUGGGCACCAGGAAAACUGUCAAAAUGAAGAGAUCUUAAACAGUCUCAAGCACGUCCGACCUGGAGCUGGCUUCCAGCCCAACUUUGUCCUUGUCCAAAAGUGUGAGGUGAAUGGGCAGAACGAGCAUCCUGUCUUUGCCUACCUGAAGGAUAAACUACCCUACCCUGAUGAUGACCCAUUCUCCCUCAUGACAGACCCCAAGCUCAUCAUAUGGAGUCCUGUGCGUCGCUCAGAUAUUGCCUGGAACUUUGAGAAGUUCCUAGUGGGGCCUGAAGGUGAGCCCUUUCGCCGAUACAGCCGAUCUUUCCCCACCAUCAAUAUCGAACCAGACAUCAAGCGUCUCCUCAAAGUUGCCAUAUAGAUGAGCUGUUCAGUAUACAUCCCCAUUUUCCCCUAAUCCAACCUCAGAGUUCCCUUUUCCAGGGUCUAGCAUCCUUUCCAAGGCCUGCUGGACUCAGGAGAUGCCCAAGAUCAGUACCACUGCUUGAACAUUCUUUCCUUUCUUGUCCACCUGUUCCCUUUUGGCUCCCCAGCGCUCCAGUUGGUGAUGUGAGUCAGGGCUCCAAAGUCUGGGUUGGCUCUUCACAGGAUGAUGGCAUCUUCUUAAACCCUUAGGGAAUGGGGGGUGCCUGAGAGUCGUGAAGGGCCUGAAUUCUGGUCUAUGUGAAUCCAAUAAAGGUCAGGUGUGAAAAA
Molecule: messenger RNA, 1458 nt
Organism: Dromiciops gliroides (monito del monte)
Lineage: Eukaryota; Metazoa; Chordata; Mammalia; Microbiotheria; Microbiotheriidae
Gene: GPX2
Product: glutathione peroxidase 2
Exons: 2
Biological process (GO): response to oxidative stress
Molecular function (GO): glutathione peroxidase activity
Source: RefSeq, a predicted model, not a curated record